Lacerta agilis (Sand lizard) is the source of this 5803-nucleotide messenger RNA. It is a transcript of the gene EML4, whose product is annotated as EMAP like 4. The record is from RefSeq and is a predicted model, not a curated record. Gene Ontology annotation, molecular function: microtubule binding. Gene Ontology annotation, biological process: microtubule cytoskeleton organization. The coding region runs from base 284 to 3307 and encodes 1007 amino acids. The transcript is spliced from 24 exons. Gene Ontology annotation, cellular component: mitotic spindle. Lineage: Eukaryota; Metazoa; Chordata; Lepidosauria; Squamata; Lacertidae.
CUAGCACACACACACACACACUCUCGCUCUCAAACGCAGAAAGCUCUUUUUGCUCAGUAGAGUUCCAGGGCUCGGAAGGAGGAAAGCUGAUUGUCGGGACUUCUUGCUUGUGUUCUGCAUAAGUGCUUUUGUGGCGGGCCAUCUGGACUGGCAGGAUUUCCUCAGAAUAUUUAAAGUAUGUUGUCUGAUUUGGAAAACCGGGGAUUGCUGUGAAACUCUGGGAAGGCGGCAAGCAGGGAACGUAGACAGAACUGGUUCGCGGCUCGUAACGUAGGUGGCAGGAAUGGAAGACGCGUUGCCUUGCCUUGCUUCGGUGUGCAAUUCAUCAGCACUUAUGAACUUCUGCACCGAUGACAGCAUUUCUGCAGCAAGUACGUCCGAUGUCCAAGACCGCCUUUCGGCUCUUGAACUCAGAGUGCAGCAACAAGAGGAUGAAAUCACGGUGCUGAAAGCAGCUUUGGCUGAUGUUUUGCGACGCCUUGCCAUCUCCGAAGAUCAUGUCGCAUCUGUGAGAAAAUCGGCACCAAGCAAAGGUCAGCCGGGCCUCCGUGAAGCCAUCUCCCUGUCCUGCAUCACUAAUGGAAGUGCAGGGAGCAGAAAAGCUAGCCAUAGCCCUUCCAUACCAAUAGCCCGAAAAGAAACACUUUCGUCUGCUGCUAAAAGUGGUACAGAAAAAAGGAAGGAAAAACUUCACGGACAAACAGAGAAAAAAGAGGACUCUCAUUCUAAUGAUCAAAACCCACAAACUCAACCAUCACCUUCACCUUCUCCCCAGCCCUCAGCACAGACUCUCCCAACACACAGGCAGACCCCAGAAGUCAAGAGCUCUGCUCCAGGCAAAAGUGUAAAGAGAUCAUCAACACUUGAAAAAUCACACAGCGCAUGGGAAAGUUCAGAGGAGAGUCGUAACAAACUAAUGAGGGCAACCUCUGCCUCAAAAUUGAUAUCAAAAAGUGGCAAGAAUGCAGACAAACACAAAGAUGUCAUCGUCAGCCAAGCAAAAAUGUCAACUCGAGAAAAGAACAGCCAAGAGGGAGAGUACAUCAAGAUGUUCAUGCGGGGACGACCAAUCACAAUGUUUCUUCCUUCGGAGGUAGACAAAUAUUACGAAAUCAAGACAGAGCUGCCUUCUGAGAAAUUAAAACUGGAGUGGGUAUAUGGCUAUCGUGGAAGGGACUGUCGAGCCAAUGUUUACCUCCUUCCUACUGGAGAAAUAGUAUAUUUCAUAGCAUCCGUAGUAGUACUGUUUAACUAUGAAGAGAGGACUCAACGCCACUACUUGGGACAUACAGACUGCAUUAAAUGCCUUGCUGUGCACCCAGACAAAAUCAGGAUUGCAACUGGACAGCUAGCUGGAGUGGAUAAAGAUGGAAGAUCUUUGCCUCCCCAUGUUCGAGUAUGGGAUUCAGUGAGUGUGGCGACUCUGCAAGUCAUUGGCCUUGGUACUUUCGAGCGUGGAGUAGGAUGCCUGGAUUUUUCAAAAGCGGACUCAGGUACACAUUUGUGUGUGAUCGAUGAUUCUAACGAGCACAUGCUGACUGUCUGGGAUUGGCAGAAGAGAUCAAAAGUAGCCGAGAUUAAGACUACAAAUGAAGUUGUUCUUGCAGUAGCAUUCCAUCCAACUGACAAAGACACAAUAAUAACAUCCGGCAAAUCCCAUAUUUUUUUCUGGACUUGGAGCGGCAAUUCUUUGACAAGGAAGCAAGGGAUUUUUGGGAAAUACGAAAAACCCAAAUUUGUUCAGUGCUUAGCAUUUUUAGGAAAUGGAGAUGUUCUCACUGGAGACUCUGGUGGGAUAAUGCUUAUAUGGAGCAAAACUGCUGUAGAAGCCACUCCUGGGAAAGGAUCGAAAGGUGUGUAUCAGAUCAGUCGGCAAAUCAAAGCUCACAAUGGCAGCGUGUUCACCCUCUGCCAAAUGAGGAACGGGAUGCUGCUCACUGGAGGUGGGAAGGACAGAAAAAUAAUUCUGUGGGAUCAUGACUUGAAUCCUGAAAGGGAAAUAGAGGUUCCUGAUCAAUAUGGGACAAUCAGGGCUGUAGCAGAAGGCAAAGCUGACCAAUUUCUACUUGGCACUUCGCGGAACUUCAUUUUGCGGGGAACAUUUAAUGACGGUUUCCAAGUGGAAGUACAGGGGCACACAGAUGAGCUCUGGGGCCUGGCGACACAUCCCUUUAAAGAUCUCUUCUUAACAUGUGCUCAAGAUGGGCAAGUUUGUAUGUGGAACUCAGCGGACCACACACUUGAAUGGACCAGGUUGGUGGAGGAACCAGGACAUUGUGCUGACUUCCAUCCAAGUGGAACUGUGGUAGCGAUAGGAACACACUCAGGAAGGUGGUUUGUUCUAGAUGCCGAAACAAGAGAUUUGGUUUCAAUACAUACAGACGGCAAUGAGCAGCUUUCGGUGAUGCGCUACACAGUAGAUGGCACCUUACUUGCAGUGGGAUCCCACGAUAACUUCAUUUACCUCUACACAGUGACAGAAAAUGGAAGGAAGUACAGUAGAUAUGGGAAGUGCACCGGACAUUCCAGCUAUAUUACACACCUUGACUGGUCCCCAGAAAACAAGUAUAUAAUGUCAAACUCGGGAGACUAUGAAAUACUAUACUGGGACAUUCCAGCCGGCUGCAAACUAAUGAGGAAUCGUUCUGAGUGUAAGGAUAUAGAUUGGACGACAUACACUUGUGUGCUGGGAUUUCAGGUGUUUGGAGUGUGGCCUGAAGGAUCAGACGGGACAGACAUAAAUGCUCUCAUCAGGUCCCACAACAGGAAGGUGAUAGCAGUUGCUGAUGACUUUUGCAAAGUCCAUCUAUUUCAGUAUCCCUGCUCCAAGGCAAAGGCACCAAGUCAUAAAUACAGCGCCCACAGCAGCCACGUGACUAACGUCAGCUUCACUCACAGCGAUAGCCACUUGAUUUCAACUGGAGGCAAAGACAUGAGUAUCAUCCAAUGGAGACUUGUGGAGAAAGUAACUCUGCCACACAACGACAUCACGGUAGAAAUGGGCAUGGCCAAAGUGCCCGCUAGUGCCAGCGAAAGCUUUGUGCAGCCGAGGACCCCCGUUCCCCUCGCUCAGGCGUUGGACGGAAUGGGAGCCAACGAAAAUGCAACGGACGGUUCCCCGACGUCCUCGGAGAGUAAUCUGGAGCAGACUGUGGAAGCCAAUGAAGAGCAGAGCGAGGAGCACAGUGAGGGGAGCAGUCUGGAUCCAGGAGAGCCAAACGGUGAAGAACCAUCCAACGAAACAAGCGAGGAGCAUAGCGAAUCCACCAUUACGGAAGACCAGCAGGAAAACUCUCCGUUGUCUUAACAGCUCCAAGUUCAAGAUGGUCUUUUUAGAAGAAGAAAAAACUCCCCUCAGUGUGCAUACUUUUGUCAAAGGGGAGGAGGGUUCAAGAAGGGGAGAGGGAAGGGGGAGCACCUCCAGUCUAGGAGCAACCCAAGUUGUUGGGUUUCAGUUGACGACCUUUAGUCCGAUCUUCUGUUUUCAAUGCAUGGGACUAUUGUAAGGACCCGUCUUGGCAGUUCCGUUCAAGAGCUGGUCAGGAUAGUAGGAUGUAAACAACAUAGAUUAAAUGUAAUUCUGAAAUUGCUGUCGGAAAGAGGCAUGGUGCAAAUGGCCGGGGGCUACAGGAGAAGGGGGAAUUAGCUCCAGCCGUAUGCUGAGGGGCGGAGGGAAGCCUCCUGUGAAAGAACUUUUUAACACCAACCAGAAGGACCAAGUAAUACCUUCUGCAUAAUGCAACCCAGGUGCAGCAAAGCCAAUAAAACGGCAAGCUCUUUAUGAGAGCUCUUCCUUCUUUUUUUAUAUUAAAAAGAGAGGAAGAAGCGAAGAGGACAACAUGAUCGUGCAUCAUGCCCUCUGCCUUCUUUAUUAACACCUAUGCAAUUUUCUAACACUACUAAUUCCUACUAGCCACCUGGGUGCUGCUAGCUAGCUCUAAGGCAACUCAUAUUAACGAACACUUUCCCUUCCCCCGACGAUGGAUUUUUAAGUUCAGUCUUUUAAGACAACCACCUUCACGUAGUUUUUUCUAAUUGACAGGCACCGUAGGACGUCUUUUCCAGGGAGCUACUUGCCUAGACAUAUUGAAACUCAAGAACACCUACUGUGACCUUGAUGUGAACUGACUUGAUUGCAUGAUGGCACAAGUUCAGAUUCUCGAGUUAAACUUGGCCUACUGACGAUACAGCUCAUUCUCUUGCGAAGAGGCUAAAUGUUAGAGGAAUAUCAUUAAGUUAUGAAAUCUGGUGCUUGUGAUUAGCAUAACAAAUCAAUUGCUUACAAAAACUAGGGAUAACCGUCAUAAUCAGAAAAAUUCAAAUGGGUUUUUUUUACAGCCUCCUUUUUUAAUUGCUCUAAUGUAAAUGUCACAUUAACUUGGAUUAUGUUGGUUAUUUUUGGAUUUUUUUCUCUUCCGCGUGCUACAGGUUUUUUUGUGCUUGUUUUAUUCCUCUUGCCCAGUUGCUGUAAAUGUUGCAGCUCCGAGAUGGCUGGACCCUGGCCAGUUAUGGGAUAUCAUGGCAUUUUAUUAUGCGUUUGGGAAAGUACCAUUUAAAAAAAAAAUUACACAAAAAAAUCCUGUCGGCUAAGUUUUUCUUAAUUACCUAGAGUUUCCUACAUUUAAAAAAAAAAAGUUUUCUGGAAAAAAAAAUCCUAGCUGUUUUAUGUUUUGAUUUAAUAGGAUCUUCUUUUUUUAUUGUGCUGAUAUCUUAGAGUUUAGUUUUUAGAAUUGUUUUUAGAAACUUUGGAUGAGUUUGUUAAGUCUUAAGUGUGCAAGCGUUUACGUGAUUGUGCCAUUCCAAAGUGCAUCUGAACUGUCAUUCCCUUCUAGUAUCUUCUCAGGAGUAAUUACUACAGAUCAGGUAUCUAUUCAUCAUUGGUAACAUUGAGAACUCAAAUGAACUCCCAAAGGACACUUGUAUGUAUGCAUAUACAUAUAUAAAUAGAUAGAUCUCCUCUUUGUUUACAUCCAUUCCGGAAAACCUCAAAAUAAUUCUCUCCAAACGGGAGAGAAGCGUGGAUUCCAAGCAACCCAUUUAUCUGUUCGUUUUAUUUUAAAACCGUGCUGUUAAAUAGUAAUGGUGUUGGAGAACUCUUGUGUGUGAUUAGCUGCUUUGCCAAAUAAUGUCAGUCGGCAAGGCAGACGAUUGCAGAUGAUUGUGUCGAGGUGUGAUGCACAGAUGGAGAACCUGGGCUACUCCUGCUGGUUCUUGGACUUCCCCAUCAGCUCCAGCCAACAUGGCCAAUAGGCAGGGAUGAUGGGAGUUGUAGUUCAACCAUGUGUGAAAAGCCACAGGUUUCCCAUCCUAGUGUAAUGGAUUCCUUUAAAAGGAAUACACUUAAUGGUGAAAAAGUACUAUGUAGUAAUGUUUUUUUUCAAAGCUUAUUGGACGCAUAACUCUCUUUUUCAUCCUCCAUGAAUACCAUGAAACAAUGCAUUUCAUUUUGAAAAUAUCUAUUACCUGGGGGUUGCCAUGUAAAAUGAGAGAGUUAACGUGAUUUUUUUUUCUCAUGCUGUAGUCUAAAAGAGGGUUGUUGUUUUUCUAUUAUGCAAAAAAAAAAAAGCCUUACAGCUUUCGAUUGCUGGCAACUACUGUUUAAUGGAUAAUUUAAUCUGUGAUAAUGGAUGGAAAUGGGUGGGGUUAUGUUAACUGUAGAUGUUCUAGGGGGAAAUUGUGAAUGAAAUAUGAUUUUUAAAGAGUGUCAUGUGAAGAUGUUUGAGCCAUUUCUAUCAUGCAUUCCUGUCUCAUGGCAGAAAAAUAAUAAUUGAAGAUUUAAAAAAUAAUAAAAGAAUCAAAAUAA